AUGGCCGCAGCACUGCACUCGCUGAUUAACUCGGAGACCAAGAUCAAAGUGAGCUCGACGCUUGACAAGUCAGUGGGGAAGAAGAACCUCACAGAUGGCAGCCCAGAGACAUGCUGGACAUCCCAGCAGGGAACACCGCAGUACAUCCAGCUCUCCUUCCCUGCACCUAUAGCCUUAAGGCAUGCAGAACUCACCUUCCAGGGCGGAUUCGUCGGGACAAAGUGCUCCGUGGAGGCUCUUCGAGCGGGCGAAGAGCGCAAGUGGGAGGUGCUGACGCGCAUAUAUCCGGAGGAUGUGAACCGCAAGCAGAGCUUCGAACUUCUACCGCUCGAUGCUUCUGGAGAGGAUUGGGCGGUGAUCGGGCUGAAGUUUGUUUUUGAGGAGAGCUCGGAUUUCUUCGGUAGAGUGACCAUGUACGACUUGCAGCUUAUGGGUAUACAAGAGAACUAG
Epithele typhae is the source of this 450-nucleotide messenger RNA. Its product is annotated as galactose-binding like protein. The transcript is spliced from 3 exons. The record is from RefSeq and is a predicted model, not a curated record. Lineage: Eukaryota; Fungi; Basidiomycota; Agaricomycetes; Polyporales; Epitheliaceae. The coding region runs from base 1 to 450 and encodes 149 amino acids.